Aspergillus alliaceus is the source of this 2013-nucleotide messenger RNA. Its product is annotated as CDP-diacylglycerol--inositol 3-phosphatidyltransferase. Gene Ontology annotation, cellular component: membrane; Golgi apparatus. NCBI's taxonomy places the organism in Eukaryota, Fungi, Ascomycota, Eurotiomycetes, Eurotiales, Aspergillaceae. Gene Ontology annotation, biological process: phosphatidylinositol biosynthetic process. The coding region runs from base 591 to 1472 and encodes 293 amino acids. The record is from RefSeq and is a predicted model, not a curated record. The transcript is spliced from 4 exons. Gene Ontology annotation, molecular function: CDP-diacylglycerol-inositol 3-phosphatidyltransferase activity.
UUUUUUUUGACCCUGGGGACAAACAGUGCACAUCAAGCUUUUCUGCCUCAAAAAGAUUGCCUAUAUUCUAUUAAUCAGGCUGCAAUACACCUCCCCAAACUUCAUUUGCGAUCCUUUGAUCAGUUUUCCCAGAGAGCGUAAGUACCGUUCGAGGGCCACUAGGUAGAAGUGGCUUAUCAACCUUAUCGCCAAAAACGACACACAUGGCCACUUUGGAAAUCUUUCCCCGGAGAUCUCCUGAUCAACUAACACUCCGACCUCGACCUAACAGACUGCGAGCCUCUUCCACAAGCGUUCUUCGCUAUCGCUGAAUUCGCCUCGACUUCUUAAUUCCCUUACCUUGCACCAUCUCCGUUCGGACUACAGACGCGUUGUCAAAUUUGCCUCGAGUCGAUUGUCGUAUAUCUCGAGACAGCGAACACCGCGUAUUCCCGGCUUUCAAUAACAUAUCGGUCCUCGUUCUAGUUUCGUCGGGCUUCGCACUCCUGGGCAUAAUAGCUUCAGCGCUUCCGCAAAACAUUAUCAAACUGCUCAUCGUUGGGGUUCACCCCAUUUAAUGCGUUGCUGCGUACACUGAAUCAAAUCAAAAAAUGGGUGCCCGCACAAGGAGACAGCAGGCCGCAUUGGCCGCUCAGUCAGAUGGGGACGAGUCGCCGGCUGGCAAUGGCACUGUGGAAAUGUCUUCGAAGAAGACCAAUACGACAGCUGGGAAGGAGGUGAAGGAAAACGUAUAUCUAUUUGCCCCGAACCUUAUCGGAUAUCUACGGGUUGUCUUGACUAUGGCGUCGCUGUACUAUAUGCCGCUCCAUCCGCGAACGUGUUCCCUUCUAUACAGCGUAUCGUGUUUACUGGAUGCUUUGGACGGAUAUGCUGCACGAUACUUUAACCAGUCCACCACCUUCGGCGCGGUCCUGGACAUGGUCACAGACCGCUGCACAACCGCGUGCCUGCUAGUUUUCUUGAGUUCUGCAUGGCCUCGUUGGUCUAUUAUCUUCCAGAGCUUGAUCGCCUUGGAUAUGGCCAGCCAUUACAUGCACAUGUAUGCCACCCUCAGCAUGGGUGGGUCUAGCCAGAGUCACAAGAAGGUCGAUUCUAGCAGGAGCUGGAUUCUGUAUCAGUACUACAAUAGCAGGACGGUUCUGUUCAUCUGCUGUGCUCUCAAUGAGCUUUUCUUCAUCGGACUCUACCUUCUUUCGUUCUCAUCCCCUAUCUUGUCUCCCUCUCUCCUCCAGCCUGUUCCCGGCUCCGGAGCCGAGUCUGCGCUAACUGCCAGCCCGUGGAGCGCUGGCGCGUUGGAGAUGGCUAGGGCUAACAAGAUUGACAGCUUUUGGCCCUGGGUCAUCACCGGAAUUUCAGCCCCCGUUAUGGCUCUGAAGCAGAUUAUCAACGUGGUGCAGCUCGUCAAAGCUAGCAACUGGCUGGUCGAAGGUGACAUUGCUAGCCGCAGAGCACUGCAGAGAAAGAGAAACUAAUUCUCAUGUGUGGAUGUCUGGAACCAGACUACACAUGAUUUGCAUUUCUUUAUCUCUUCUUAUUUUUAAGUAGAUAGUUUUCGCCCUGGUGCCUCAUCGUGGGUAUGUUACCACCGCCAGGGUCCGGGUUUUGACAACAAACAUCACUGUGCUUGCAUGGUUUUGGUGCCUAGCUUGUUCUUCGGGGCCGUGGGAAAGCUGCCCCUACUCUUUGCUUCUUCUUCGUCUGGUGUUCUUUUAUAUUACCUUUUGCGGAAGAUAUGUCACAGUUGGGAGGAAACUAUGGUUUUAUAGGUCUGUUGCAGAUCAGACCCAUGCUGAAUGAUUUAUAUUUGUUUCAAUUGUUGUCUUUAUUACUAACCACCUAUCUGCAUCUUUUUCGCUUCUUACCUUUUCGUUCUCUGUCUUUUCAUAUCUAUUUUUAUUUCCUUCAGGUUGUCUCUGGGAUGUUUUUAAAAUUUUUAAUCUUGUUCUGUGUACUAGUGGACAUACAAUUGCUUUUCAUGUCGUGACUGAGAACAAGGAAGACUAAUGGUUCAAU